AUGGCGCAAACAGCACUGGUUCCCAUUGGCGAUGGCGAGCUUAUGGAGCAGCAGAUUCCUGAGCCUGUCGCGGAUCAGAAUUUCAACAGGAGAAAGAUGUUCGAGUUGCAGCAAGAGCUGUCCACGCUGCAGAAACGCUCGUUGAAGCAGCAUGAGGCGGUCAUCCACCUGGAAACUGGCCUAAAGACCAUGAUCUCCGAGGUGGACCUCCGCCGCGCUUUAGGCCUCGCCUUCCAGGAGUUUGAGAACCGCAUCGAGGAUGCCUUUCAAGACUCCAACAGGAAGUGCCUGGGCAUGUUUUCAAAGCGAGAGGACGUGGUCGAGCUGCAGGCAGCGAUAACGAAGAAGGUGAACUGGGCUGAGUACAAUGCUGUCCUGAAGAAGCUGUCUGACCUCAGACAGUAUGUGGACGGCAUGGCAGAGUCGGUCUUCAUUGGCCAGCGUGAAGCCCUGGAAUCAGAGUUCUCGAAAAAGGCCAAUGCAGACUGGGUGGAAAAGUCCCUGGGCGAGAAGGCCGACUUCGCCGACCUCAACGAUGUCCGGGCGCGCCUGGAAAGGCUCGAAGUGCAGGUGUCGCACAAUGACCAGAAGCACACCGCCAAAAUGCAGGCGAUGCGGGAGGAAACGGCGUCUCAGAACAAUGACAUGUUUCAGCGCCAAUCGGUACUCAUGAAAGAGGCCAACAGCACCAUGACCUCCAGCAAGCAGCAAUUUCACGACAUGAAGAACAUGAUAGAGCGCCAUGAAUCCCGGCUCAAGAGCGUGGACUCGUCCGUCGGAGAGCUUAGCAAGGCGCAGCACGAGCUCCAGACUCUCGCGCAGAAAGCACUCCUACCCCGGUUGGAGUCUGCUGAGGGCAGCCUCUUGCGGAUGGAGCAAGCCGACGGCACCAAUCGAGAGCAACUCGUCAAGUUGGAGUCGAAAGCAGAGGAGCUGAGGGGCGCGGUGGAUCAGCGCUUCGACGUGCUGUCGCAGCAGGGCGGUCACUUCAAAGAGCAGCUGGAGUUUCUCAUGCAGGCCACUGACAUGCUGAAACGAAGAUUGCGGGAGGUGACCAAGAAUCAGACAGGCAAGAUGAAAGAGCUGGCAGAUGACCAGGACAAGCAUGUCCAGCAGCUCGCAGCCGUGGAAAGGGUGCUGAAAAAGCAAGAGCGAGAUGUUCGUGCCAUGGAGUUCCGUUCGACAAAGGGAGACACGGCCGACUCCUGGCGCUGUGCGUUGCCGAUGCUCGCAACGCCGGAUGACCUUGACCCCAACAUCCGGCUGAACAGUGUGCUGGACCAGCUGGAGAAGAUCGCCUGCAGGUCAGAGGAAAGCACACACCUGGCGCCUUGGAAUCCCAACCGUCCCCCUCUCCCGGUCAGUGCAGAUACGACCGGUGAGUGGGAGCGGCUCUCGUAUACCAACGCGGGAGGUGCUGCAGACGCGGCUCGAAACGGUCCCAUGGCCGUGACGAGCGGUGUUCGUGGAAUGUAUGGGUUGAGUCCACGCACUCCAGCGAACACGGGCAAGAUGAGCAAGAAGGCAAAGCGCACGUUUUAG
Molecule: messenger RNA, 1542 nt
Organism: Symbiodinium sp. CCMP2456
Lineage: Eukaryota; Dinophyceae; Suessiales; Symbiodiniaceae
Source: the annotation of a GenBank genome assembly